AGUUUGGCCGCGGUACCCCGUCGGCCGCGGACGCGACACUCGUGCGCAGUUACGCCCCGCCGGAUCACGCGCACGCGUCGCCGAGGACGUGAUUCCGUUCCGCCGGGUUCCUUUCCGACACGCACGCGCGAUGACGGAGGUGGCGACCUAGAACCUUUACCAGCUUUCGUUUGCGAGAACCGCCGAAGUACCUACCCCCCCCCCCCCCCCCCUGAUUGGACGCUAAGAUAUCUCUCUCUUUUUUUUUUUUUAAAUUUUUAAAUUUCACCCCCGCGGUGGUUGGCAGCAUUGUCAACCAUGGCAGCCGGUCUGCUUGUGCGCGUGUUAGGCCUGAUGGCGUAUGCUUUGCAGCUGAUGCACGUUCAAGGAGUAACUAUGGAGGUCACGCCAUCUCCUCACUUCCUGUCUCGAGGCCAGACGUUCAGAGCUGUGAUUGGAGACACGCUGGUGCUACCUUGCGAGGUGGAAGACUUGGGCUCGUACGUGCUGCUGUGGAGGCGAGGGAGCGCCGUUCUGACGGCGGCUAACCUGAUGGUCACCCGCGACUCCCGCUUCCGCCUGGUGGACGGCUACAACCUGCAGAUCAGCAACGUUAUGCCGCAGGACGCCGGCGACUACGUGUGCCAGAUCAGCGACGGCGACAACCGCGACCAGAUACACACCGUCGAGAUCCUAGUUCCACCGAGCAUCAGAAUGAACCCGGCGAACGGACAGCUGAAGGCGAGGAAAGGCGGGACGGUGACCUUAGAGUGCAAGGCCUCGGGAAACCCCGUGCCCACCAUCUUCUGGUCCAGGAAGGACAACCUUCUGCCGAGCGGCGACCAGUCGGUGGAGGGGUUCUCCAUCACGCUGGAGAAGGUGGACAGGCACCAGGCAGGGGUGUACCAGUGCACGGCCAACAACGGCGUGGGCGAGCCGGUCACCGUGGACAUGCAGCUUGACAUCCUGUAUCCGCCGGAGAUCGAGGUGGAGCGCAGCUGGGUGCACUCCGGAGAAGGCUACGAGGCGCAGCUGGUGUGCAUAGUGCACGGGGAGCCCGCGCCCGAGGUCACGUGGUACCAGGACAGCCUCCCGCUGGACCCCAGCGAGAGACGGACCACGGGCAGCCGCGGCAACAAGCACACCCUCACGAUCCGCGACGUGCAGGCCUCCGACUUCGGCAACUACAGCUGCGUCGGCGAGAACACGCUGGGUCGCGCCAAGAACUACAUGGAGCUGUCGGGUCGUCCAAGCCCUGCAGAAUUUCUAAGUGCACCUUUUAGUCGAUUUAAAGACAGCUACAAUCUCACAUGGGUGAUCGAGAGCUAUCCACCCCUAGAAGAAGUGAGAUUGCUCUACAGGAAGCUGCACGUGAACGAGACGUUCCAGAACGCCGGCAAGUGGCACGACGUGAUCCUGCGGCCGGGCGGGGCGCAGGGCGCGGCUCACGCCAUGUCCUACAACAUCCGCGGCCUGGACCGCGGCUCGGCCUUCGAGGCCAUCGUGCAGGCGCGCAACCACUACGGCUGGAACGAGGUGUCCGACCUGUACCAGUUCUACACGCGCGGCGCCGGGGAGAGCCAGGCCAGCCAGGGCGCCAUGUGGCCCAGCUCCAAGUCCCAGGAACUGGACAUGGACGACAUGGAACUUGUGGCAAGUUCCAGCUCAUUCCUGUCCGCGAUGUCACCAACAUGCUCGACCGUCUUCAUGCUUGUGGCAGCUGCCGUCAGCUUAUAGGGGAUCAUCUGGUCGCUUAACCGUGCAGGACCACUGUAUGGAGACCAAGAUGGCGUGUCCAUGAUAAAAACAGUUUUCUUGUGUGGCGUGUUGAGUGCGGCGACUUGAAAAAUCAAGCUGUGUUUUUUCCUUGCAUUUAUGAGCACAUUAUUUUUUCCUUUGCAAGACUGUUUCAAGAUAUCGUCAAUGGUAGGCUAAUAGUACUUCCCCUCCCCCAUCAAAACCAACCCACUUUAUGCACAUAGGAAAUGUUUUGCUGGACAGAUGCGUGUUAAAAUCUAAUCCCCCACCUCCAUUUAUUUUUCUUUGUAAUCUAAAUUUAUUUCGUGUUAAAUGUGAGAAAAAAAUGUCGGGAUAUUGGUCCAGUUGAAUGUGAAGAUGAACGCGUUCAAGAUCAUUUUAUUUAAAUACCGGAGUAAUGGAACCAGGAAUGCAUGUUGCUGGAAUGUUAAACAGUUCGUACUUUUUUUUUUUUUUGCUGUUAAAAGUUUAUCAUCCAAUUUCGCUUCAAAUGUUGUAUCUGUAAUGAAAUAGGUGGCAAUUUCGGUCCAACUGUUUUAUAAAUUCUCAAUUUAUUUCAAUCCAUAUAAUUACCAUGUGAAGCGUAAUCCCUUGAGGCUUACGAAAUUGUUUGUUUAAACGCAGUGGCAAAAUAAAUUCAGAGGAUAAACUUUCACUCAGAUGGCUAUUAAAUGAUGGGGUUUAAAUAAUAUGUACAUUAAAAUUAUAUUUCCAACUUUUAAGCGCCUUUAACAUACUAGGUGUCCAUUAUGACUUAUCGACGAUAAAAAUGUAUUUGCCAAGAACGCAGAACUGAAAUGAAAAAAAAAAUGUUUAAAUAUAUUAUUGAUGAAAAUAUGUAAAAAAAAUUAAUACAUACAUAUUGUAUUGUUUUGUGUAUGGAUGAGAAAUUUAUUUCAAUUUCAUUAAAUACUACACUGUGUUACAAAAACAGGUGUUUUUUAUAACAUGUAAAGUAGUCUUGGAUUGACACAGAAUCCUAAUCAUAUAGGGAUAUUAAUUUUUAUAAAGCAUGGUUAUAAUCACAGUGAUACUUUUUUUCUUCUUAUUGUUGCGGUUUAUUACAUUUUCAAACAUUGGAAUGAUUUGACAUGUGUAUACUUAUAAAUUAUAUAUCAAGAACGAUGUAAUUUAGACUCCUAAAACUUUGGUUUGUAUUUUUUAAAUAAAAGCAAUUCUAAAAUCCUUGCCCCAUUCAAACAUAUAUGUUUGAAGUUUGGUUAUUCUUGCCAUUUCUAUAAAAAAAAAAAACAUGUGUUUUAAAAUAGCUAAAAUAAAAAAAUUAGAGUACAUUUAUCAGUCGAGAAAUUUUUAACUUCCAUACACAAUAAAAGAACUGAAAUAUUAUCAGCGACUUAUUACAUUUCUCAAACUUAAUACCAUUACAUAAAUUUAAGCCACUGUGUUAAUAAACCAUGACAGUGUUUAUCUGUGUGUGUCACCAUAAAUGUUUCAGGGUGAAUGAUAUUGUAGUGUGUUCAUUUUAUAACAUAAUGGUGUCAUUUUCCAAAUAAUUAAAUGUUUAUUUUCAUAAUACAAAAA
Bacillus rossius redtenbacheri is the source of this 3279-nucleotide messenger RNA. Its product is annotated as protein amalgam-like. Gene Ontology annotation, biological process: homophilic cell-cell adhesion; synapse organization. The record is from RefSeq and is a predicted model, not a curated record. Gene Ontology annotation, cellular component: plasma membrane; axon; neuronal cell body. The coding region runs from base 298 to 1716 and encodes 472 amino acids. The transcript has 11 exons. NCBI's taxonomy places the organism in Eukaryota, Metazoa, Arthropoda, Insecta, Phasmatodea, Bacillidae. Gene Ontology annotation, molecular function: protein binding; axon guidance receptor activity.